AUGAAAAAUAGCAAAGGUAAACAUUUAAAGGUGCGAAGCUUAGGAGUUGGGACGAUCCUCCCACCAGAGGUAGAACUAGAAGUGGUAUUCUGGAUGAAUAGUUUGCGCAAGGAAGGUGUGCCAGUAUCUCCGCGCAUGCUGGCCCUACAAGCACGGCGGGUUGCAGCUGAAGCGGGCAUCAGGAACUUCCGAUCGUCUGACAAAUGGAUUCAAGGAUUCCGAGGCCGCCAUCGCAUGAGCAUGCGAGUUCCAACUCGUCAAAGCCAAAUCCGCCCCGAGGAUAUUGCCAAGGUUAAAGCGGAGUUUGCAACAGAAGUCGAGAAAAUGGCUCGGCAGCUGGGUAUUACGCGAAUCUACAAUGCAGAUCAGACAGGUUUGUUUUUUAUUUAUUCUAACUGCGAAUGUAUAUUUUAA
Messenger RNA from Phytophthora sojae, 414 nucleotides. RefSeq lists its product as hypothetical. NCBI's taxonomy places the organism in Eukaryota, Oomycota, Peronosporomycetes, Peronosporales, Peronosporaceae. The coding region runs from base 1 to 414 and encodes 137 amino acids. The record is from RefSeq and is a predicted model, not a curated record. The transcript has a single exon.